AUGACCACCUACUCCCCCGGUAAACAACUCAAGUUGGACACCAAGGAACACAUCCAGCCGUACUGUGACGAGCUUGAGAAGCUCACCAAUGUCACCAAGAUCGACUUCCUGGGCAACACCCUCGGCGUCGAGGCGCUGGAGGCGCUUGCGGCCGCCCUCGCCAAGCACAAGCACACCGUCACUGAGAUCGACUUCAGUGACAUCUACACCGGCCGUCUCAACACCGAGAUCCCCAAGUCGUUGGACCACUUGUUGCCGGCUCUCCUUGAGUUCGACAACUUGACCACCAUCAAUCUCAGUGACAACGCCUUCGGUCUCCAGUCGUUCGACCCCAUCGAACGGUGGUUGUCGCAGGCAGUGACGUUGGAGCACCUCAUCCUCGCCAACAACGGCAUGGGUCCGUUUGUCGGUGCCCGUAUCGGGACGCUGUUGUUCCGGUUGGCUGAGCAAAAGAAGGCCAAGGGCAAGCCCUCUCUUAAAACGUUCAUCUGUGGCCGCAACCGGUUGGAAAACGGUCUGACCAACCACUUGGCGGUGGGGUUGCGUAACCACGCCGACCUUAAGGAGGUGAGAUUGUACCAGAACGGGAUUCGUCCCGCCGGGGUGGCGAAGUUGAUCCGGGGGAUGCUGGCCCGUCUUCGCAACCUCGAGGUGUUGGACUUGCAAGACAACACCAUCACCGCCUCUGGUGCCGACGCCAUCGCCGAAGCUUUGGCUGAUAAGUGGACUCUGCUCACUGAGCUCAACUUGAACGACGCCUUGCUCAAGCCGGCAGGAUCGUUGGCGGUGGUCAAGGCCCUUCCCAAAUCGCUCGUCACCCUCAAGUUGCAAUACAACGAAUUGAGAGAAGACGCCCUCAAGGAAUUGUUGCGUAAAGUGCAAGAUGGUGAAUUACCCAAGUUGACCACGGUUGAACUUAACGGUAACCAAUUCGAGGAAGACCACGCUGACCUGGAACUGCUCCGUGAAGCCCUUGAAGCCCGCGACGGUGAGUUGGACGAAUUAGACGAACUUGAAGAGAUCGACAGCGACGACGACGAUGAUGACGACGACGAAACCGACGCUGACCGGUUGGAAGAAGACAUGGACUUGGACACCCUCGAGGCCGAUCUCGGCGGAAAGCUUGAGGAACAAGACCAGGCGGUGGACGACAUCGCUGCCGAAUUGGAAAAGACCCACAUCGAGGACGUGCCAGAGAUGGAACCAGGUGAAAUAUUGGGGACAAUUGUGACUCAACACGAUAAAGUCGACAAGACUGGGGUGAUUGCUGAUAAUCACUCCGUGGGGGAGGUCGCCACCAUCGAUACUGACCAUGCUGAUCUGUCUCACCACACGCCAAAAGUGGUGGGCCACGACAGCUUCCAUCUUGGACAUUUGUGGAAAAACUCUACCAACGACGAAACACACGAAACGAAGAAACAGGACAAGUCCACAGAGUAUUCCGAGGCAAACGAGUACCCACCAUCCAUAGGCUUUGGUGGCAAUAGCCUCCAUCGUUAUUUGGUCAAGGGGGAGGCCUAA
Diutina rugosa is the source of this 1521-nucleotide messenger RNA. It is a transcript of the gene RNA1, whose product is annotated as GTPase-activating protein. The coding region runs from base 1 to 1521 and encodes 506 amino acids. Gene Ontology annotation, molecular function: GTPase activator activity; small GTPase binding. Lineage: Eukaryota; Fungi; Ascomycota; Pichiomycetes; Serinales; Debaryomycetaceae. The transcript is spliced from 2 exons. The record is from RefSeq and is a predicted model, not a curated record. Gene Ontology annotation, cellular component: perinuclear region of cytoplasm; nucleus; cytosol. Gene Ontology annotation, biological process: nucleocytoplasmic transport; activation of GTPase activity.